Exophiala oligosperma is the source of this 2291-nucleotide messenger RNA. RefSeq lists its product as uncharacterized. Bases 1033 to 2103 code for a protein of 356 amino acids. Lineage: Eukaryota; Fungi; Ascomycota; Eurotiomycetes; Chaetothyriales; Herpotrichiellaceae. The transcript is spliced from 2 exons. The record is from RefSeq and is a predicted model, not a curated record.
UUUACUUUGUCUUCAUCUUGAAUCUCUUGAAGAUUGCAUCGGAUCAUUCGUCUUGUGUUCAACAACGAUCAGCUUGGAAGCAUCGAACAACGCCAGUUCCCAUCUUUCGUACUGUAACAACCUCCACUGAGUCAUUUUCUCCCUAUGCACUUAUUAGAUUGCAUAUAUCUCUGAACAUGUUCAUCUCAUGAGUGCACAAUGACUACUAAACCGGCCGGCUCAUCUGCGGCCGCUUCUUGGGUGUUUCGCUAACAAAUGAAACAUUGUUGGGAUGUCCACAUGGCGAGGUUUCUGGAGAAUACGGACCACUUCUCGCAGAUUCGAGAUCGUGGCUUCAUAGCUACAGGGACACCCAUCUAAACCCUCAGCUGCGUACUCGUACGAUUUGAUCUUUCACCAAGGUCUUGUGAACUUCCCUGGGCUAGACAAGGCUAGGCUUAAGCUAAGCCUGCACGUGAAACCACCCGCCUUACCUGAGACAACCUUUGCCUCAUCAACGUCCUCUUCCCAAACGACCACUCUGGCCGACAAUACUGCCCGCAACCGUCAAUUCUACCAUCGGCCUUUCCUAGCUCUUGUUGUCCACCCAAUACAGCAAACAUCAGGUCACCGAAUGGAUAUGACGCCAUCAAUGAGCUGUUUCUCGCUCGCUUGCACGGCUAUCGACUCCAGAACACACCCUAGUGCUUCCUUGGCAGGACUUCUAUAAAGGCUUUCUCGACACAUUCGCCUUCAGGUUGAGAGCAGCUAUCUUGGCAAGCUUGACCACUCCGCUCGUCAGAGCCGUGGUGGACUAUUUGGUGAGGCCGGAUGGCUGUCAAGGCUCAUGCAAGUAUAUAAGUUGAGUGCGGAUGUCUUUGAAAGUCGAAACCAUCACCUUCACCACAAGCAUCUUCUCUUGGAUUCUCUUGUUCAUCCGCUGGUCGGUUCAUUGUUUUCUGCGUCUGUUCUCGCGAGCUAGUCUCUCCUUUCACAUCUCCAAUCUCGCCUUUCAGUCUUUAUCUGGACUCUAGCAUUGUUCAAAUCGCCAAAAUGCAUUUCCAAGCCACUGCCCUCGCAGCGUUUAUCGCUAUUGCUCACGCUCGAUUUGGCCAGGAGCAGGUCCCGAUCCCAGCGAUUGCCGCCGUCCAAGGAGGUAACCCGGGUGACGCGCAAACCAUCGCUGGUGCGGCCGUUAGCGACUUGCUUGCCGGUACAAACGCUUGUGACAAACUCAAGCGAGCUGAUCAGAUUAUCAGUGAACUUGGAACCGGAGCCGACUCGAUUGCUGCUGCUAUUGGACUGGUUGCCGCCGAAAAGAACUUCAAUCCAUUCGCACAGUCCAUCCCUACCAUCUGUAGCGAUCCAACUUUGCCAGUAACCGAUAUACUCCGUGGCAUCACUCCCUUGAUCGACCCAGCUGUGGGUGGAUCUGACGUCGCCAAUGCUCUGUCUGCUCAGACUGUAGCUACCCCAUUGGAUGCUACGGGCAAAAGUGUGGCCGAUCUCCUGUCCGAGAAUGGGUUCACCAAUUUCACCACUCAAGACUCGACUGGCACUACUGGCACGGCAGCCGCUGGUGACUCUACAGCUGGUACUGGAGCUGCAUCAACUUCUUCUGCUCCCGUGGCUACCUCUGCUGCAGCAGUUGCAUGUUCUGCCGCUGUCUCGGCCACUACCUCCGCUGCUGCAGCUGCAACUGCUACAACAACUACUACGGCUGCCACGACUGGGAAUGCCUCAGCUGGCACAGCAGGAGCCGACUUUGGUCUCUGCAAGCCUACCAUGAAGUUUGAAGGUGGACUUGGUGGUCGACCUGCUACGGAAUUUACCUUCUUGCCAAUCGACCCUCUAGUCGCCCAGGGACAACAGGAGGCUUUGAACCCUAACAUCAUCACCAACCGUAUCUGCGAUCAAUUGACCAACGUGUGCAAGGCCAACGAUGCAGCCAAGUCACUAUGUCGCGAUGCUCAAGCUCAAAUUGAAGCCCUCGGCACCCGUGACAAGACCACCGCCGACACAUGGAACACUCUCCUGGGAUUUGCGGGAACUGUCACUAACCCUGAUGGUGGUGCAGACUCUCCACCUGCCAAGAUGCGAGUCGUUCGAUCCUACCGUGCUUAGGAAAAUAUAUACGAACAUGUUCUUGUUGAAAGAAGAGCACAGGAGUGAGACACUUUUGCGGAUAAGAGGGAAGUGCUAGAGAGGGAUAGGAGAUACGACAAAGCCCCAUGACAGUUCAUUUCGGAAUGAUGUAUAAUUUAGGCUGAUACGCAUGAUGUACAAUGCAGAAUCAGAGUUUUGAUGUGAAG